GCUCCCCUUUGACCCUUCGCUCGCGUGCUACACAUCCGGGCCUCUGGUACUAGUGAGAGGAAGAUGGCGACCGCGGCUGUGGUGGUUCCCGCAGAGUGGAUAAAGAACUGGGAGAAAUCAGGGAGAGGCGAAUUUUUGCAUUUAUGUCGGAUCCUCAGUGAAAAUAAAAGCCAUGAUAGUUCAACGUACAGAGAUUUCCAGCAAGCUCUCUAUGAGUUGUCAUAUCAUGUAAUUAAAGGAAAUCUAAAGCAUGAACAGGCAUCUAAUGUUCUUAGUGACAUUAGUGAAUUUCGUGAGGAUAUGCCCUCCAUUCUUGCUGAUGUAUUCUGCAUAUUAGAUAUUGAGACAAAUUGUUUAGAAGAAAAAAGCAAGAGAGACUAUUUUACACAGUUGGUAUUAGCAUGUUUGUAUUUAGUUUCAGACACAGUUCUAAAGGAACGCCUGGAUCCAGAAACACUGGAAUCAUUAGGGCUUAUCAAACAAUCACAGCAAUUCAAUCAAAAGUCAGUUAAAAUCAAGACAAAACUCUUUUAUAAGCAGCAAAAAUUCAAUUUGUUAAGAGAAGAGAAUGAAGGUUAUGCCAAGCUGAUUGCUGAAUUGGGGCAAGAUUUAUCUGGAAGUAUUACUAGUGAUUUAAUCUUAGAAAAUAUCAAAUCUUUAAUAGGAUGCUUUAAUCUGGAUCCCAAUAGAGUUUUGGAUGUCAUUUUAGAAGUGUUUGAAUGCAGGCCAGAACACGAUGACUUCUUUAUAUCUUUGUUAGAAUCUUACAUGAGUAUGUGUGAACCGCAAACACUGUGUCAUAUUCUUGGGUUCAAAUUCAAGUUUUACCAGGAACCAAAUGGCGAGACACCAUCAUCUUUAUACAGAGUUGCAGCAGUACUUCUACAAUUUAAUCUUAUUGAUUUAGAUGAUCUUUAUGUACAUCUUCUUCCAGCUGAUAAUUGCAUUAUGGAUGAACACAAACGAGAAAUUGCGGAAGCUAAGCAAAUUGUUAGAAAGCUUACGAUGGUUGUGUUGUCUUCUGAAAAAAUGGAUGAGCGAGAGAAAGAAAAGGAAAAAGAAGAGGAGAAGGUAGAGAAGCCACCUGAUAACCAAAAACUUGGCUUGUUGGAAGCCUUAUUAAAGAUUGGUGAUUGGCAACAUGCACAGAACAUUAUGGAUCAGAUGCCUCCAUACUAUGCAGCUUCACACAAGCUAAUAGCCCUUGCUAUUUGCAAGCUCAUUCAUAUAACUAUUGAGCCUCUCUACCGAAGAGUUGGCGUUCCUAAAGGUGCUAAAGGCUCACCUGUUAAUGCUUUGCAAAACAAGAGGGCACCAAAACAAGCUGAGAGCUUUGAAGAUUUGAGGAGAGACGUGUUCAAUAUGUUCUGUUACCUUGGUCCUCACCUUUCUCACGAUCCCAUUUUAUUUGCAAAAGUGGUGCGCAUAGGCAAGUCAUUUAUGAAGGAGUUUCAGUCUGAUGGAAGCAAACAAGAAGAUAAAGAAAAAACGGAAGUUAUCCUUAGCUGUUUGCUUAGCAUUACUGACCAGGUACUACUUCCAUCUCUUUCUUUGAUGGACUGCAAUGCUUGUAUGUCUGAGGAACUGUGGGGAAUGUUUAAAACAUUUCCAUAUCAGCAUAGAUAUCGUCUGUAUGGCCAGUGGAAGAAUGAAACUUAUAACAGUCACCCACUUUUAGUAAAAGUUAAAGCUCAAACAAUAGACAGAGCCAAAUAUAUCAUGAAGGUGAUGGAGGCAGAAGGGAAUGGAAUGAAAAACAGAGAGAGGAGGGGUUGGCCUUGGCGCCUAACCAAGGAAAAUGUGAAGCCUUCUGGAAGACAAAUUGGGAAGUUGAGCCACAGCAAUCCAACCAUUUUGUUUGAUUAUGUAUGUUUUGAGAUCUUGUCACAAAUACAGAAGUAUGAUAACUUAAUAACACCUGUAGUAGAUUCAUUGAAAUACCUCACAUCAUUGAAUUAUGAUGUCUUGGCCUAUUGUAUCAUUGAAGCUUUAGCUAAUCCAGAAAAGGAAAGAAUGAAACAUGAUGACACAACCAUCUCAAGCUGGCUUCAGAGUCUGGCUAGUUUCUGUGGUGCAGUUUUUCGUAAAUAUCCAAUUGAUCUUGCUGGUCUUCUUCAGUAUGUUGCCAAUCAGCUAAAGGCGGGCAAAAGUUUUGACCUGCUUAUAUUGAAAGAAGUGGUACAAAAAAUGGCAGGAAUAGAAAUUACAGAGGAAAUGACAAUGGAGCAACUAGAGGCUAUGACUGGUGGAGAGCAGCUAAAAGCUGAGGGUGGUUAUUUUGGUCAGAUCAGAAACACUAAAAAAUCCUCUCAGAGAUUAAAGGAUGCUCUAUUGGACCAUGAUCUUGCCCUUCCUCUCUGUCUGCUUAUGGCUCAGCAGAGAAAUGGGGUAAUCUUUCAGGAAGGUGGAGAGAAACAUUUGAAACUUGUGGGAAAGCUCUAUGACCAGUGUCAUGAUACCCUGGUGCAGUUUGGUGGGUUUUUAGCAUCUAAUCUGAGCACAGAAGAUUAUAUAAAGCGAGUGCCUUCAAUUGAUGUACUCUGUAAUGAAUUUCAUACACCCCAUGAUGCAGCAUUUUUCCUGUCUAGGCCAAUGUAUGCCCAUCAUAUUUCGUCAAAGUAUGAUGAACUUAAAAAAUCAGAAAAGGGAAGUAAACAGCAACAUAAAGUUCAUAAGUACAUUACAUCAUGUGAGAUGGUGAUGGCGCCUGUCCAUGAAGCAGUGGUCUCCUUACAUGUUUCCAAAGUCUGGGAUGACAUCAGCCCUCAAUUCUAUGCUACAUUCUGGUCAUUGACAAUGUAUGACCUUGCAGUUCCACACACCAGCUAUGAACGAGAAGUCAAUAAACUUAAAGUCCAGAUGAAAGCAAUUGAUGACAAUCAGGAAAUGCCCCCAAAUAAAAAGAAAAAAGAGAAAGAGCGCUGUACUGCCCUUCAGGACAAGCUUCUUGAAGAAGAAAAGAAACAGAUGGAACAUGUACAGAGAGUUCUACAGAGAUUGAAACUGGAAAAGGACAACUGGCUUUUAGCAAAAUCUACCAAAAAUGAAACCAUCACAAAAUUUCUACAGCUGUGUAUAUUUCCUCGAUGUAUUUUUUCAGCAAUUGAUGCUGUUUACUGUGCUCGUUUUGUUGAAUUGGUACAUCAACAGAAAACUCCAAAUUUUUCCACACUUCUUUGCUAUGAUCGAGUUUUCUCUGACAUAAUUUACACAGUUGCAAGCUGUACUGAAAAUGAAGCCAGUCGAUAUGGAAGGUUUCUUUGCUGCAUGUUAGAGACUGUGACCAGGUGGCAUAGUGAUAGAGCCACAUAUGAAAAGGAAUGUGGAAACUAUCCAGGAUUCCUUACCAUAUUACGGGCAACUGGAUUUGAUGGUGGAAAUAAGGCUGAUCAAUUAGACUAUGAAAAUUUUCGACAUGUUGUACAUAAAUGGCAUUACAAACUAACCAAGGCAUCGGUACAUUGCCUUGAAACAGGCGAAUAUACUCAUAUCAGGAAUAUCUUGAUUGUGCUAACAAAAAUACUUCCUUGGUACCCAAAAGUUUUGAAUCUGGGUCAGGCUUUGGAAAGAAGAGUACACAAAAUCUGCCAAGAAGAAAAAGAGAAGAGGCCAGAUCUAUAUGCGUUGGCUAUGGGUGUUGAAGUUUAUCUUCUGCCUUCAGGAGAUUAUGGGAGAUUAUGCGAUCAUGUUCCCACAGGCUGCUACUCUGGGCAGUUGAAAAGUAGAAAGUCAUACAUGAUACCUGAAAAUGAGUUUCAUCACAAAGACCCCCCUCCGAGGAAUGCAGUUGCCAGUGUGCAAAAUGGGCCUGGUGGUGGGCCUUCUUCAUCCUCAAUAGGAAGUGCAUCUAAAUCGGAUGAAAGCAGUGCUGAGGAGACUGAUAAAUCAAGGGAGAGAUCUCAGUGUGGUGUGAAAGCUGUUAAUAAAGCUUCUAGUACCACACCUAAAGGGAAUUCAAGCAAUGGAAAUAGUGGCUCUAACAGCAACAAAGCUGUUAAAGAAAAUGACAAAGAAAAAGGGAAAGAGAAAGAAAAAGAGAAAAAAGAAAAGACUCCAGCUACUACUCCAGAGGCCAGGGUACUUGGUAAAGAUGGUAAAGAAAAACCAAAGGAAGAGCGGCCAAAUAAAGAUGAAAAAGCAAGAGAGACCAAGGAAAGAACACCGAAGUCUGACAAAGAGAAAGAAAAAUUCAAGAAGGAAGAAAAAGCUAAAGAUGAGAAAUUUAAGACCACUGUCCCCAACGCAGAAUCAAAAUCAACUCAAGAAAGGGAAAGAGAGAAGGAGCCAUCCAGAGAAAGAGAUAUAGCAAAGGAAAUGAAAUCAAAGGAAAAUGUUAAAGGAGGAGAAAAAACGCCAGUUUCUGGGUCCUUGAAAUCACCUGUUCCCCGAUCAGAUAUUCCAGAGCCUGAAAGGGAACAAAAACGCCGCAAAAUUGAUACCCACCCUUCUCCAUCACAUUCCUCCACAGUAAAGGUUACAGCCAUACUUCCCAAAGUUCCUCUGGGUUCUGAGAACUAUGCCAGCUCACCUGUCAUCUCCAUUCAUUUUCUACAGGACAGUCUCAUCGAACUCAAGGAAUCUUCAGCAAAGCUCUACAUUAAUCAUACUCCUCCACCACUGUCCAAGAGUAAGGAGAGAGAAAUGGACAAGAAAGAUUUGGACAAGUCAAGGGAAAGAUCCAGAGAAAGAGAGAAAAAAGAUGAAAAGGACAGGAAAGAGCGGAAAAGGGAUCACUCAAACAACGACCGUGAAGUGCCACCGGACUUAACCAAGAGACGUAAAGAGGAGAAUGGAACAAUGGGGGUUUCAAAACAUAAAAGUGAAAGUCCUUGUGAAUCUCCUUAUCCAAAUGAGAAAGACAAGGAAAAAAAUAAGUCAAAAUCUUCAGGCAAAGAAAAAGGCAGUGAUUCAUUUAAAUCUGAGAAGAUGGAUAAAAUCUCCUCCGGUGGCAAAAAGGAGUCCAGGCAUGAUAAAGAAAAGAUAGAAAAGAAAGAGAAACGGGACAGUUCAGGAGGAAAGGAAGAGAAGAAACAUCAUAAGUCCUCGGACAAGCACAGAUAAUGAAGACUUUCCAUCAAGGCUAUGGACAGACCCCCUAAGCUGAAAGUCUCCCAGAGGAGGAUGCCAAAGCUCCAUGCGGCACUCUCAGAACGAUAUCUCCCAUAAUUAAGAGCUUCUGUUGCUGUCCAUUUAAUGGGAAUCUGCUUUAAGUCAGAAGAUGAAUACACACCACCAUCCUCUUGACGAGACAUUCCAAAGUCACUGAUUUUCAAUUUUCAGGACAUUAUUUUCCCCUCCAGGCAGUUUCUUACAGCAAGGUCCCUGUGUAUACAUUUUUUACUCGAGAUACGCCAUCCAGAAUCAGCAUCUAAUGAAAAUUUCACUAACUGAGUUUUAGUUCAUUCUUCUUUCUCAGAAAGGAGAGGAAAUCGCCUCCUGGAACCAGUUCCUUAAUGACGUAGAUAGGCCGUCUUUGUGUGCGAACUCCUAUACGUUUGACAGUACUGGGAUGAUUAUAUUGCUUGAGGAUUUUGGCUUCUAGUAAAAAUUUUAAUUUCAGUUCCUAGGGAAGAUGUUCUUGACAUGUUUUAACAGCAACAGCAUUUUUAUCCUUUAAUGUGCCCUUAAAUGCCCUUACCAGAAUUUCCCUUGCCUCUUGUAAUGUGACAUCUUUAUGAUUGAGAACCCAUUUCUUAUUCUCCUUAUGGCCAUACUGUGAUACCAUAAUGCUCUUAAUUGGAACAUUGACUUUUUUUUUGCAAUUUAAACAAUUGAGAUAAAAUUCAUAUAACAUCAAAUUUGCCUUUUACUUUUUUUUUUUCUUUUGGAGACCAAGUCUCGCUGUUGUCUCCCAGGCUGGAGUGCAGUGGCACGAUCUCGGCUCACUGUGACCUCCGCCUCCCAGGUUCAAGCAAUUCUCCUUCCUCAGCCUCCUGAGUAGCUGGGACUACAGGCAUGCACCACCAUGCCUGGCUAAUUUUUGUAUUUUUAGUAGAGAUAGGGGUUUCACCAUGUUAGCCAGGAUGGUCUCAAUCUCCUGACCUGGUGAUCCACCCGCCUCGGCCUCCCAAAGUGUUGGGAUUAUAGGCGUGAGCCACCAAGCCUGGCCUCAAAUUUGCCAUUUUAAAGUGUACAAUUCAGUGGUUUUUAGUUUAUCCACUAUGUUGUGCAAGCAUCACUGCUGUCUAAUUCCAGAGCAUUUCUGUCACCCCAAAAAGAAACUCCAUGCCUAUUAGCAGUCACUCCCAAUUCUUCCCUUCCUCGGCCCCUGGAAAUCAGUAAUGUACUUUCUGUGAUUUUGCCUGUUUUGGACAUUUCCUUUAAAUGGAAUUAUGCAAUAAUUUGUGGCCUUUUGUGUUUGGCUUUCACUUAGCAUCAUGUUCUCAAGGCUUAUCCAUGUUGUGGCAUGUAUCAGUACUCCAUUCCUUUUUAUGACUAAAUGAUGUUUCAUUGUAUGAGUGUGUACCACAUUUUAUUUAUCCAUUCAGCAAUUAAUGGACAGGAACAAUGGCUUUUAAGUAUUAAAUUGUAAGUUAAACAUUAAAUGUAUCCACAGUUAUUGAUAAUGUCAAGAUUAUACAUGGUGUGAACAGAAUGCUGUGUAGAAAUGGUAUGUAAAUUAUUUGUCAGCAUUUCAUGUAAGUGAUUAUUUUCUAAGGACCCUCCUAGGCCUGGUUUUAAGAAAUAUGUGAAUGUAGUAUUUUCAUCAAUAAAGUUUAAUGCAUUAAGCAUUAGCUUAAAAUUUGAAUGAAGGCAGAUGUGAAGAUAUUUGCCACAUGUUGUAAUAAUCAUGUUUUGAAAUUAUUUCAAUAUGAAGUAUUUGAAAAAUGUCAAUACAUAAAGGAAAGGAAAUGAGUAUAAUUAAGUCAAUAUAUUUUUAAAGCAAUUUUUAUAAUUUAGCAGACACUGCAUCUUAAUAUAAGUUACUAUUAAAAUUGUGUCCUUGUGAAAAAUGUGAUGUCAUUUUUCUUUUUUUGUUGAUCAUGUAAAAUAGGUUACUUUUCUUUGCUACAUUUGCUGUUUACUUUUGAUAAGCUAUUGCUUGCCCUUGUGGAAUAUUUUACUUGUUGCUCCAUUUUUUUCUCCCUACCCACACCCCUCUCUCCCACACGCACAUGAUGUUCAAUUUUUUUUUUUAAGUCAUCAUUAGUGUGCUUAUCUUUAAUGGUUUCUAAGAAUGGACAAAAAGAAACACACAAAUAUUUCAUCCUUUUCUGGGGACUCAAGUCUUUGUUACUGAUGGAACUCAUUAACUUCUCGUUCUUUCUUAAAUCUUCCUCCCUCCUUACCUUUUCCUCUCCUUCCUUCUCCCCUUCUUCCUUUCUUCCCCCCUCCCUCCCUCCCUCCCUUCUUCUUUCAUUCUCCUUCUCUCCUUUUCCCUUCCUUUUCUCCUACCUCCUUUGACUAACCCCCCCUCCCCUACUCCCUCCUUUCCUUCCUUCCUUCCUUCCUUCCUUCUUCUCUAUCAAUAUAAUCACUUUGUUUCUUUCAGGUGAGAUUGGAGUGGAACUGUUCAGCUGAGACCAGAAAUUUAUUUUCCUGAGUAAAUUGCCAAGAAUUAAGAAUGAAGAGGGCCAUUUGCAUCUUCUUAAAUUAUUCAGUUAUCUGCUUUAUUGCUCCAUGUGGAAAACUUAAAAUUGUUAAGUUGUGCAUUACUGUAUUUUAACUUGUUGCUUAGUUUCUACAUGUUUAUUUUCAGUAAUGGCUGAAAGUGUUAACUGUUCCAUACUUUUAGCACAAUGUGCUGCAUAAGGUUACCUGUGUACAGAGUUUUACUUUAGAUUAACUAAAUAUUGCCUGGGUUCAGUUUUUAUUUCCAUUCUGAAAUGCUUCCUUUUUAUUGUUUGAAACUGAAAAUAAACAAUUGUUGAACCCUUUUGAUUUUACCUCAUUUUAAAACUCAGUUUUAAUUUAUUAUUUGGCUUGUUCUUAAUAUUAGUCACUAAAAGCAGUGGGAGCAUUGUCUUAUGAAAUGCUUAGGAAUCAUUUUAUAUAGUACAUGUGCAACAUUAAACGUGUUUAAAAAAGAAAAAGGUACCAGCGAUCACUUGUCCCUUGCCAUUUUUUCUUGUCAUUAUGUUAGACAAAUCUUGGUGGCGGGGGGAUCAAAACAUAAUUGUUUUAAUUCUACAGCUAUAGGAGCUUUGUAUUGCUGAACUUUCGUCUGGAAAAGUUUCACAGUGACAUUUUUAAAAGAGAAUUUUUUUAUCUACCGAAUUCUACCAGUGUAACCUUUUUUCUAAAUAAACAAUAGUUUUCUCAAA
Symphalangus syndactylus (siamang) is the source of this 8264-nucleotide messenger RNA. RefSeq names its product THO complex subunit 2 (gene THOC2). NCBI's taxonomy places the organism in Eukaryota, Metazoa, Chordata, Mammalia, Primates, Hylobatidae. Gene Ontology annotation, biological process: mRNA export from nucleus; mRNA processing. The record is from RefSeq and is a predicted model, not a curated record. Gene Ontology annotation, cellular component: THO complex part of transcription export complex. Gene Ontology annotation, molecular function: mRNA binding.